Messenger RNA from Cladophialophora yegresii CBS 114405, 642 nucleotides. RefSeq lists its product as uncharacterized. The transcript has a single exon. The coding region runs from base 1 to 642 and encodes 213 amino acids. The record is from RefSeq and is a predicted model, not a curated record. Lineage: Eukaryota; Fungi; Ascomycota; Eurotiomycetes; Chaetothyriales; Herpotrichiellaceae.
AUGGCAGCACGACCUCUCCUGCUUGUUGUACCUUCAGCAGCUCGAGCUGGCCUCCUGAGCCACUCGAUUCGAACCGUAUCCAGACGUACGUUCCAGGUAUCUGCAGUUCCACUCAGACCUACCGUUGUAACGUCCUCCCCUUCUCAAUCGACCCCGUUUGCCAGUCAGGUACCACCCUCAGGGGCCGUGCCACCUCAAGCAGAGGUCUUUGCAGAUACCCAGCACACGGCCUUCCUCGGCGAAGCAGACAGUAAUGACGGACACGAUCUGAACCGUGAAAUCCACGGGCCCCCCCUAGAAGCCCUGGACGCGCGCAAUGCCGCAUACUUGGGCGAAGCGGAUUCGGACGAUGGAUUUGAAGCACGUAGGGCUGCCGAAGGCGACAACCACCCGUCUAUGGACGCACAAAAUGCUGCAUACCUCGGAGAAGCGGACAGUGACGACGGCUUUGAGGCCAGAAGAGCUGCCGAAGGAGACAAGCACGAACCCAUGGACGGCACCAAUGCCGCGUUCCUUGGUGAAGCUGAUAGCGACGAUGCCCGUGAGGCGGACUUCGACAUCAACCCUGAGAAGCACCGUCACAGCAUCGAAGACACGAGCUCCAGUGGGCUGCACGGUCAGCAAGGAGAGCAGGAUCAGUGA